AUGCUCUCACAGCAUCCGUUGGCACUUUUUGCGCGGCGUAUGACUCGGUUUUGUGUCACUGUUGGAGCAGCUGAGACGAUGACACUGAUCAAAGAUAGGCUGGAUUUUAAAUUUACGUGUGUGCGACGUGCCCCUAAUAUGAUGUCAAUCAGUGGUCCUGGAAAUCAAAUGGUUUACGUAAUAACAAUCUAUGAAAUGAUGGGAAACGAGGGCAGAAAGGUUAUGGUUGACUGCCGUCGUUCUCGUGGUGAUGGAAUUGAAUUUAAAAGAGCAUUUCUGGAUUUGAGGAAGAAACUAAGUGAUAUUUGCUGCGUAAUGGGGAACCAGUGGCUAGAAAAGCAGGGCCUCGUACCUGCUCGUUGA
This is a messenger RNA of Gongylonema pulchrum, 363 nucleotides long. The record is from the annotation of a GenBank genome assembly. NCBI's taxonomy places the organism in Eukaryota, Metazoa, Nematoda, Chromadorea, Rhabditida, Gongylonematidae.